AUGGCCAUUGAGACGGUGACCAUUAUCAACAACUCGGGGAAGAUUAUAAGCAACGGUAAACAUCUCUUUGGUCUUUUCAAAGAGGCCAAGGCAUCGUAUCAAGAGAAGAAGGCGGCCAUCAAGGCCGAGCGUGCAAUUAAGCGCAGCAACACCUACGACGUCGCAGCCGUUCCGCAGUACUACGAUGAGGUCGAAUACGUGAGACCUGCCCCAGGGCGCCGGGUGUCGCAUGACGACGUUGAGUCUCACACAUCUUCCCGACGGAGCCACCGCUCGAGGCACUCGAGACGUCCCGAGGAGCGCUCGCGGUCGAGGGGGAGGUCGGCCUUGACGGCUACCAAUCUCGAGAUCCUCUCCGAGGUCUCUUCUACAGCACCCUCGCGCGCUCCUGCAGCAUACCAGUCUCCAUAUGCUGAGACCAUCCCUUGGGAGGGGGCCAUGAGCCGGCCGACGAUGCAACACUACCCAAUCGCGGCUCCGGACUAUGGUCAAAUGGUGCCAGCAAUGCCUCACCAGUUGGUGCGCUCGCAUACUGAACCUGUGGUCCCGACGACCAAAAAGAAGGAGAAGGAAAUCGAUAUGAAUUUGGCCUAUGGCAACAUUCCCCCAGACCUAGCAUCUCGUGUGGAUCUUGACCCAGCGUACAAGGCCGCAGCGAAGGAGCAGCAUGCGCAUACACUAAUGGAGCGAGUUGAGGGUCUCCUCAUUGAGGCGCACUGCAUGCAUCACACGGCAAACCACAUGAUCGAGCAUCUCAAGACCAGGCCAGAGGCGGCUGCAGCCGUCGCAUUGACUCUGGCGGAGCUUUCGACCUUGCUAGGAAAAAUGUCGCCCUCGUUCCUGGGCGCCAUCAAGGCCGGUAGUCCAGCCGUUUUUGCUCUCCUCGCCAGUCCGCAGUUCCUGAUUGCCGCGGGUCUGACUGUAGGCGUCACAGUUGUCAUGUUUGGCGGCUGGAAGAUUGUGAAGCGGAUCAAGGAGGCAAAGGAGGCCGAGGCGGCCAUGGCUUUUGAGGCCCAGCAAGCGCCGCCUAUGCAUUACCCAGUUGGCGACCUGCCCAUGGGCCGCGAUCAUGUUCUUCCGUAUCCACCUACCGAGUACAGCGCCGAGUUCGACGAGGCACUGGUGCUUGAAGAAGAACUCAGCACCAUUGAGACUUGGCGCCGUGGCAUUGCACCAUCCGGCGAGGAUGACUAUCAAAGCAGCGCCGAUUUGGAGCUCAUUACCCCCGACGCCAUGCGCAGCCAGUACAACCUGGAUGAUGCCCAGUCCGUGCGGAGUGCGCGCACUACGAGAACCACCAAGACGCACAAGUCGUCCAAGAGCCACAAGUCGACAAGGAGCAGCAAGAGCCACCAUGCGGAUGACGUGAGCAUCCCCGACAGGCAGAGCAGUCGCGACUUCAAGGACUCGCAGAGCGAAGCGGGUAGCGAGCGCAGUCAUCGUAGCCACCGUUCUUCUGCAUCGAAGCGGUCAGAGAGAACAGAAAAGUCGUCGCGGCGCGGAACCAUGCUGCUUGAAGACGGUUCGAAAGACAGGGAGAACACUAUCGACGUGGUUAUUCGUGGCAAGAGCAAGGAGAGCAUGUUGAAGAACAUGUUCAAGAAGAAGAAGAAGGACGAUGACGAGAAAUCGAACCGACUGGAGAGCGUGCUGUCCUUCAGGACUGAGACGAGGGUGUAA
Molecule: messenger RNA, 1680 nt
Organism: Pestalotiopsis fici W106-1
Lineage: Eukaryota; Fungi; Ascomycota; Sordariomycetes; Amphisphaeriales; Sporocadaceae
Exons: 2
Coding region: 1-1680 (559 amino acids)
Source: RefSeq, a predicted model, not a curated record